Molecule: messenger RNA, 1414 nt
Organism: Protopterus annectens (West African lungfish)
Lineage: Eukaryota; Metazoa; Chordata; Ceratodontiformes; Protopteridae
Gene: DHRS12
Product: dehydrogenase/reductase 12
Exons: 10
Coding region: 355-1323 (322 amino acids)
Source: RefSeq, a predicted model, not a curated record
GUUGUACGUCUUGCAUUCCACGAAGUUCUUGUCUUAGAAAAGUUAAAUAAAACACAUCUAUAUGAAAGGAAACGUCAAAACACAGCUCUGUGUUAACGCAGUUGGCCUUAGGCUGAGUUUUCUGCACACUAAUUGGCAUUUGGUUGGUUCACGCCCCAUGCCAUGAUUGCAUGUUACACAACAAGUUAUACAAUAAGCCAGUGACAGUAACGAAUGAAUACUAAACUUUUCUCGGGGACCCACGUUGCGCAAACAGGGAAGGCAACAUAUUGUCAUUUGUAGUGGGCAUGGUUCGGAAACGCUGUUGAUACCAAAUUAACUGACAGUGUUCGCACCUUUCCAGCUAAGCGAAGCAUGUCGAUCUAUCGGAAUGCCGUAUGGUUUAUGAAGGGGCUCAGUGAGUACACAAAGAGCGGGUAUGAAGCAGCGGCCAAGCAUUUUAUUCCAUCAGACCUUGAAGUGAAUGUAACAGGACGAUCCUUUAUGAUUACUGGUGCAAACAGUGGCAUUGGGAAAGCAGUAGCUACAGCGAUAGCAAAAAGAGGUGGAAUAGUUCACAUGGUUUGUAGAAACAAGGAUCGUGCAGAAGAAGCUAAGGAGGAGAUUGUCAAAGAAAGUAGUAAUGAAAAUGUCUUUGUGCAUAUUCUUGAUAUGUCUAAUCCUAGAAGGAUCUGGCAGUUUGCACAGAAGUUUAGCCAAGAAAAUAAAAGCUUGAAUGUUUUGGUAAAUAAUGCAGGUUGCAUGGUGAAUCAACGAGAACUUACAGAGGAUGGACUUGAAAAGAACUUUGCCACAAAUACUUUAGGUACCUACAUUUUAACAACUGCUUUGAUACCUUUGUUAGAAACUUCAGAAGCUCCUCGUGUGAUAACUGUGUCUUCAGGAGGAAUGCUAGUACAAAAGUUAAAUGUAAAUGACUUGCAGUUUGAAUCUGGACAGUUUGAUGGCACUAUGGCUUAUGCACAAAAUAAGAGACAACAGGUGAUCCUUACAGAACAGUGGGCAAAACUACACAAGAACAUUCAUUUUUCUGUUAUGCAUCCGGGUUGGGCUGAUACUCCAGCUGUGAGAUCAUCUAUGCCUGACUUUUAUGAGAAGAUGAAGAACAGGCUGCGGACGGAGGCUCAGGGAGCAGACACUGUGGUGUGGCUGGCAGUUUCUCCUGCAGCAAGUCAUCAUCCUAGUGGUCUUUUCUUUCAAGACAGGAAGCCUGUAUCCACCCACCUACCCUUGGCCCAGACAAGGUCAUCCCAAGAAGAGGAGGAGAAACUGUUGAAAUCUUUACAACAACUCACAGAAAAAUUCAAAAAUGGUUCUUUAUAAUGUCACUUCUCAUUUGUAUACAUUGUACUGGUCUGCCUGUGCCUAUUGCGAAUGAGAUUGUCACUGCUUAUUAAUAAAAUGUGUAAACUGA